Molecule: messenger RNA, 2586 nt
Organism: Acanthosepion pharaonis
Lineage: Eukaryota; Metazoa; Mollusca; Cephalopoda; Sepiida; Sepiidae
Source: the annotation of a GenBank genome assembly
AUGGCGGCUUUAGUUCGUGCUGCACGAUUUUGCCGGGUAUUACCAUCGCUUGUUUCUCUUGUUCGUCAACAAUCAUCAUUUACUUCGUUUGGUUUACAGUCAUGUGGCCCAAUGAAGAAUUUGUCUUUCCGGGCUUUGAGCACCCAAGCUGAAGCUGCGAAAGAAGUUGCCAAAGUUUCUCUCAAAUCAAAUUCCUUUGUAAACCGCCAGAUGAUUACUGUGGAGACCAACAUUCAUAGAUAUGGACGAGUGUCAUUUAAUCAAUUAAAUGCUUUACUUCAGGCGAUUGACAAAAGUGGUGAAGUUAAUGCUGCUCAGGCUCUCCUUGUAUUUCGGGCCAUGGGGACAUCAUUAUUUGAUGAACACCCAAAUGCACGAGUUCAACUGGUACACAAAACAUUGGAAAAAUUUGAAAAACUAGGAUUGGAAUUUGAUGUGACCCAUUACAAUGCCAUACUAAGAAGUUACUUACAGAACAAACAUCAUUUUAGUCCAAGUACAUUCCUAGAGACAAUGGAAAAGAAGCAGAUUCAACCAAACAGGGUUACUUACCAAAGUCUUAUCUCUCAAUACUGUGAAAAUGGUGAUAUUGCAGGUGCCAGUCAAAUCCUUGAAUAUAUGAAGAAACUUGACUUACCUAUUGGAGAACAGGUUUUCAACUCUUUGAUUACUGGACAUUUCCGUGCCAAUGAACCUGAAAAUGCUGAAGGGAUUUUGUCUAUUAUGAAGAAAGCCGGAAUGGAACCCAGUGCUGACACUUAUGUCACUUUGAUCAUGGGUUACAUUGAAAAAGGACAAGUAGAAAAACUCGACCAAAUACUGGAAAUGGCAGAAAACGAAAGUGUGCUGAUUCGUCCUUCUCACCUUUUAAAACUUAUUUAUGAACUUGCAAUAAAUAAUCAGAAAGAACCAAUUCCCAUGCUAUUGACUAGGUUGUCUUCAUUCACUGGUAUAAACCAAGAUGCAAUAACUUGGAUCAAUUACCUCAUCUGUCAGGGACAAGAAGAUGUUGCCUAUCAAAUAUUUUCUAUUAUGCCAAAACCUUUUAACAAGGACCCUGAUAAUUUGACUCUUGGCCGUUUUUUUAUCCGAGCUCUGGUCAAAAAUGAACGUCCUGUUGAAUUAGUUUGUCACUACAUCAACAAAAUGAGAAACCAAGGCUUCAACAAGGACACAAUUAAUUUUUCAACUCAUAUUGCUUAUCUCGAUGGAAAAACAGAUUAUGCUUUGGAAUUAAUAGGCAAAAUGGAGUCUGAGGGACUUCCUGUAAGGCCUCAUUAUUUUUGGCCAGCUUUUUGCCAAUAUGAGAAAAGUGGCAACAAAGAAGUGAAUUUUGCUUACUUUAUCAAUUUGCUUGAAACAGAAGGCUUUGCUUCUGCACUUGAAUUUGCCAAUGGAAAAUCAAUGACAGUCAUUGUAGGUGCUCUACGACCAUAUCUCUUUAAAAAAUAUAAAGAAACUCAAGACUGGAAGUCUGUGAUACAGGUUCUAAGCUUAUCAGCAUCUUUGCUAGCUCCUCGACACAUGUUGGCAGAUGUGGCUGGAGAUUGGCUGGCAUUAGUUAUUCAGAAUAAAGAAUGGGACAUUACUGAAGCUGUGAUUGAUGAAAUGAUCGCUCAGAAAAUAAAUGUGAACAGCCAAUUUUCUAAAUUUUUCUUCUUUGCUUUCUUUCUCUCUUUUUUUCUUUUUCUUUCUCUCUUUUUUUCUUUUUCUUUCUCUCUUUUUUUCUUUUUCUUUCUCUCUUUUUUUCUUUUUCUUUCUCUCUUUUUUUCUUUUUCUUUCUCUUUUUUCUUUUUCUUUCUCUCUUUUUUCUUUUUCUUUCUCUCUUUUUUCUUUUUUCUUUCUCUUUCUUUUCUCUUCUUUCUUUCUCUUCUCUUCUCUUCUUUCUUUCUCUUCUCUUCUUUCUCUUCUCUUCUCUUCUUUCUCUUCUCUUCUUUCUUUCUCUUCUCUUCUUUCUCUUCUCUUCUCUUCUUUCUCUUCUCUUCUCUUCUUUCUCUUCUCUUCUCUCUUUCUCUUCUCUUUUCUCUUUCUCUUCUCUUUUCUCUUUCUUUCUCUUUUCUCUUUCUUUCUCUUUUCUCUUUCUUUCUCUUUUCUCUUUCUUUCUCUUUUCUCUUUCUUUCUCUUUUCUCUUUCUUUCUCUUUUCUCUUUCUUUCUCUUUUCUCUUCUUUCUUUUCUCUUUCUCUUUCUUUUCUCUUUCUUUUCUCUUUCUCUUUUUCUUUCUCUUUCUUUUCUCUUUCUCUUUUUCUUUCUCUUUCUCUUUUCUCUUUUUUCUUUCUCUUUUUCUUUCUCUUUUCUCUUUCUUUUUCUCUCUCUUUUCUCUUUCUUUUUCUUUCUCUUUUCUCUUUCUUUCUUUCUCUCUCUUUCUCUCUCUUUUUCUUUCUCUCUCUUUCUCUUUCUUUCUCUUUCUUUCUCUUUCUCUUUCUUUUUCUUUUUUUCUUUCUCUUUCUCUUUUCUCUUUCUUUCUCUUUUCUUUCUCUUUCUUUCUUUUCUUUCUUUCUUUUCUCUUUUUCUUUUCUCUUUUUUUUUUUUUUUUUUUUUUUUUUUUUUUAGGAAAAAAAUUAAGUUCUUUCAUCCAUCUCUUUUAG